GGAUGCGGUUGUGAUAUACAUAGGAGAAAGCGAGAACAACAAGCAAUUGGUCAACAUCAUGCUCCGAUUCAAUGCCUGCGACUGUCUCGUCUAUGACCCAGCCAGUCCUCCUCUCCCGGCCCCGCCACGGCUCCGCGAAGUGUCGGUCAAAACCAGCCAAGCCCUCAAGCGCCGAUACUACCUGGUACAACGCGCACGGGAUGCAUCUGUCUUCGGGGUAGUGGUUGGGACUCUGGGCGUGGGCAGGUAUAUGAGUGUGGUGGCGGCCGUGCGCCGUCUCAUCGCCCGGGCGGGCAAGAAGGCCUACACCCUGUUGAUAGGGAAACUCAAUGCGGCCAAACUCGCGAACUUUGCCGAGAUCGAGACCUUCGUCCUGGUGGCGUGUCCCGAGGCCUCACUCCUGGAGGACGGCGGCAGAGCUUUCCACGCGCCUGUCGUCACGCCGCUGGAGAUGGAGAUGGCUUUGGGUGGAAAGUCGUGGGAUGGCUCGUAUAGCACCGAUUUUCGCGAGCUCGAGUCCCUCUGCCAAAGUUGCGCACAGAAGGAGCGUGGUCUAGAUACUGACUUGAGGAAAAAUGGUAACUGUGCCAAUUGUGAAAGCGAUGGCGAGGACGAGCCCUACUUCUCGCUGGUCUCCGGCGGCUACAAGGGCGGUGUAGAGGGGAAGGCGAA
This is a messenger RNA of Nannochloropsis gaditana CCMP526, 672 nucleotides long. Its product is annotated as diphthamide biosynthesis. The annotation marks the transcript as partial. The record is from RefSeq and is a predicted model, not a curated record. The transcript has a single exon. Gene Ontology annotation, biological process: protein histidyl modification to diphthamide. Gene Ontology annotation, molecular function: 2-(3-amino-3-carboxypropyl)histidine synthase activity.